UAUCUCCGUCAACGAGGUGGGAGAUACUGAAGCGAUUAAUACAGAGUAAUGUACGCCAUUAGUCCAUUCAUUUAAAAUUGAAAACUCAACGUGUAUAAUUCAUCAUCGUGUCUCAUUAAGAACUAAAAAUCAACUAUUGACUACUGUAUUGAAUGGUAGUGAAGAACUAUUUCAACUGUUUAUUGUUGGAAGAAAUUUUUAAAAUAUAAAAAUUCAAAGUCGAAAAUUUAAACAUGAAUGUCAUUACGAAUGGCAUUAAGAAUGAUUUUCUAGUGGGAAAAAAUGAAAACGGCGAAUAUUGUUUAAAAAAUAUUUGUGAACAUACUAAUCUAUCAUACAAAGAUUCCCACUGGAAAUUUCAAAAAGACUAUAUUACAAGAGAUGAAUUGAAUUCAAUCCUUCAAAGAAAUGAAAAAUAUCUUGGAGUAGUUCAAUUUAAAAAAAAACUUCAGUUAAUUGAGGAAUAUGAAUGGAUUGAAAAAGUUGCUGUUAUAAUAAAAGAUAAAAAUUUUGAUUUACAAAUUGACAAUUUAUUCAUAACUUUAUGGACUGCUUUGGAAAAGAAACGUGUAUAUAUUGAUUCUCUUCUACUGAAAUUCAUGGGAUUUGAUGAUAUAAAUUUUGAAUUUAAUUUUGACAAGCAAUUAUCAAAAUUUGUUGAAUUUUUAAAAACUAAUGAAAUAGACCAUAAACGGGAAGAGGUGUCAUCAAAUGAAUUUGAAAAAAAUGUAUCAUCGCCAAUUUUUUUAACCGUUGAUAAUUUUAAAUAUUGUAUUAUGUUGCUAAACAAUUGUAGGGCUAAAGAAGUUAAAAAUUAUUACAUUAAAUUAGAAAGAAUAUUUGAUUGCUAUAAAAAUUAUAUUGCUAAGUUAGAAAUUCAUAAACUACGAAAUGAAAAUAGAGAAUUGUUAAAACAAAAUCAGGAAUUAAAAAAAAAAUUUAAUGAAAUAGAACCUCAAUUGAAUGAAAAGGAAACUCAAUUAAAUGAAAAAAAUACUCAAUUGAAUGAACCUAUUCGUAUCAAUAGUAGUAUUGCGACAGUGUUAGACAAUAUUAAAAUGCCAAAUCCAGAUGGCUAUAUUUAUAUUGCGACAACGAUACAAUACGCUAGACAGAAUAUAUUUAAAAUUGGAUUUACCGUUGACUUAAAUACGCGUUUAUCAGGACUAAAUACUGGAAAAAUUUCUACAGACCGUUUAUAUUACUCGUAUUAUAAGAAAACUUUUAAUGUUAGAAAAAUCGAAAAAAUGAUUCAUAACUUAUUAGUGGACUAUAGGGAUUCUCCUAAAAAUGAAUUUUUUAAAUUACAUUAUACUUAUUUAUCUGAAAUAGUUAAGUUUGUUAUUAAUAAUACACAUAAACCAUAUGAACAAAUCACUGACUUUGUCAAAGAUAAAUUGAAAGACGUAUAUAACUUACGUCCUAUUGUUCCACCAGAAAUGCCAAUUCCAAACUAUAAUGGAUUAUCAGAAUCAGAAAUUAUAAAUACAUUUACGAAAAUAAUUAUUCAUUAUGGAGACAGCCAAGUUUAUGAAAUAAAGUGGAAAAAAUUAGUAUCAGAUUUACAGCAAAAAUUGAGAUCUAAAUUAAAAACAAGGAAAGUUUGGGACUUAUUUAAAACUCAAUUUAAUUGGCAAUCAAGUACUACACCAAUUUGUUAUGAGGGUUAUCAAAUAAUAGUUGUUUAUUAAUUUCAUAUAAAAAAAAAAUUAUUUACCCAUCAAACUGUUUAGAUUAAUGAACUUUUAUUUUUCGUGUUUAACAUUUAUUAUUAAUCAAUUUAUUUACUAAUUUCAAAAACAUAUUGUAAUUUCUUUUUAAAAAUGUGAAUUUAAAUGAUAUUUACAAUUUAUUAAAUAAUUUUUAUUACA
Molecule: messenger RNA, 1871 nt
Organism: Microplitis mediator
Lineage: Eukaryota; Metazoa; Arthropoda; Insecta; Hymenoptera; Braconidae
Exons: 2
Coding region: 234-1691 (485 amino acids)
Source: RefSeq, a predicted model, not a curated record